UUGAAAUUGCAGUUCAGUCUUGUCGUGGAUGCAGCGCGGAUCGAUAUCGGAGCCAAGAACAGCGGAAGGCGCUGCUUAGCAAAUUUCGACACACAAAAUUUUUCUACCCCUCAAAAUUAAACCGAAAAAUCAGCAAAAAUUACUUCUCCUACUAAAACAAAAACGCGUCGUGCUAAAAGCCAAUCCAAACUGUUACAUAAAAUAAAACCGACUGAGCUAACGCUCAAAUACUACAUAAUAAUUGUGUAAUUGAAAAAAUCAAAGUGUGUGCAAUAAAUAAGUCAUAUUUAAUCAAUAAAUCAAUCGAUACACAUAAAUAACUUAUAAAAUAACUUAGAAAAGUACCCUUUUAGGGGCAUUUGGAGUGAGGUGCUUAGAAAUUUUUUCGCGACAUGCAGUGAAAAUUUUUUCCGAUUUUUAGUAUGUACAUGUACGUUGUAGCGCUCGUGGGCGCCACGGAAUCGGGUGGCAGGGGUAUCCCGCGAGCUUUUGGCCAGACCAUAACCCCCAGUAUUGGUAGUACAGCCGACUCUGUCCGAAUAACGGUUGUCUGACCCUGCAUCGAUGCGAAAUAUGUGCCCGUUUUUAAUUAGUUUGCCAAGCAUUAAGAAAAACAAGCGUACAAAAUGCCAAAAUCUUACCAUUAAGGACCAAGAAACCAGUCGAAAUUACAAGCAAUAAUCAGUGCAGUGCCGUUAACAGUGGACGAGUAUCGUUAACAGUAUUGUUAACUCUCCUCACCGAGCUUUCGCUCUCCUGCGCUCUCCCGCUCUCUCUUUGGCAGGCGCGGAUAAAACGGAUUCCCGACUAGCACCAACACAAGGACACGCGAAAAGCUCGCGCUCAAGGACUGGAAUACGCGAGAAGAGAGAGAGAGUGUCCCUUUACGUUUACGCGCGCAACGUGCGUAGGUGCCUCUGUGUGGGUGAGCAGCCUGUGUGUGAAUGAAGGCGCCACAUAGUGCAACAUAUCAGGAUAACUAUGCUCCUGCGGCCAUGACAGCCAGAAGACGACAGCCGAACAUGGACAGGGAUCAGCAGCGGGAGCUGCGGCUCCUGCCCGCCCAGCGCAGCAACGGCCAUGCCUCACCCUCCAACACCUCCGCCUCCGCCUUCGCAUCCCCGGACUUGCGGUUCAACAAGGCUCGUCGCCGGCGGAGAAGUGAGCAAGUGCCUCCGGUAAUCGUGGAAUACCGGCGCUCGUACCGCGUGCUCAUCGUCAGCGCCCUGCUGGUCAGCCUGGCGGCCAGUUUCGUGACCCUGAGCGCUGGCUUCCAGCUGGACGGAUCCCAGAACUCCUUCUACACGUUCCGCAAGUGGUACACCGGCCUGAACGGAACCCUCGAACUGGAAUUCAAGACGGAGCAGCCGAACGGAUUGGUCCUCUACACCGACGACGGUGGCACCUACGACUUCUUCGAACUGAAACUGGUGGAGGGAGCCCUCCGGUUGAGAUACAACCUGGGCGGCGGGGCCCAGAUCAUCACCGUGGGCAGGGAGCUGCACGAUGGCCACUGGCACAAGGUGCAGGUCCUUCGAAACGACGAGCAGACCUCGCUCAUCGUGGAUGGAGUCUCGCAGCAGCGGUCCACCAAGGGCAAGGAGUUCCAGUUCGGCAAGUUCGCCAGCAACUCGGACGUCUAUGUGGGCGGAAUGCCCAAUUGGUAUGCCAGCAAGCUGGCUCUGCUCGCCCUGCCCAGCGUCAUCUUCGAGCCGCGUUUCCGGGGCGCCAUCCGGAACCUGGUCUACGCGGACCAGCCGGGCGGCUCCACCAGGCGCCAGGAGAUCAAGCAGCAGCGGGAUAUCAAGUGCGGCGAUGUGCCCUGCGACCACGGCGAGCUGCCCGCCCGCGAAAGGCCCCUCAGGGGCGUUCGUGGCAACACUACCGAUGCCUGCGAACGGAACGAUCCUUGCCAGCACGGCGGCAUCUGCAUAUCCACUGAUUCCGGUCCAAUUUGCGAGUGUCGAAACCUCGAGUACGAUGGCCAGUAUUGUGAGAAGGAGAAGGCGCCAUCGGAAGCAACGUUCCGCGGUACACAGUUCCUCUCGUACGACUUGGGCCAGACGGGCGCCGAGCCGAUAGUGAGUGCCCAGGAUGCUAUAUCCUUCUACUUUCGCACGCGCCAGCCGAAUGGCCUCUUGUUCUACACGGGCCACGGCACGGACUAUCUAAAUCUGGCGCUGCGGGAUGGAGGCGUCUCUUUGACCAUGGGAUUGGCCAACGGCAAGCAGGAGAUGCACAUCAAGCCCUCGAAGGUACGCUUCGAUGAUCACCAGUGGCACAAGGUCACCGUGCACCGCCGCAUCCAGGAGAUCUCCUCCAUCACCAGCUUCUGUCGGCUGGUCACUGUGGUGGACGACGUCUACACGGACCACUCGCACAUCGCCGGAAAGUUCACCAUGCUCUCCUCCUCGCGGGUUUAUGUGGGUGGUGCUGUUAAUCCCAGGGCUCUUUUGGGAGCCCGUGUCCACACCAAUUUUGUGGGUUGCCUGCGCAAAGUGGAGUUCUCGGCGGAUACGUUGAAUCUGAACCUUAUAGACCUGGCCAAGAGCGGCUCUAAGCUGAUCCAGGUGGCUGGCAAUCUGGAGUACCAGUGCCCAAGUGGAGAUCCACAGGAUCCCGUGACCUUUACCACCCGCGAAUCGCAUUUGGUUCUGCCCCCUUGGGAAACUGGCAAGCAGAGUUCUAUAAGUUUCAAGUUCCGCACCAAGGAACCCAAUGGCAUUAUUGUCCUGGCCACAGGAUCUAAGCAACCAAGAGCAAAGAAUCCCGUUUUGAUUGCCAUUGAGCUACUAAAUGGCCACAUCUACAUCCAUUUGGACCUGGGAUCCGGAGCCUCCAAGGUGCGAGCCUCGCGACGUCGCGUGGACGAUGGCGACUGGCAUGACCUGAUUCUCCGGCGGAAUGGACGCGACGCCAAGGUGAGCGUGGACGGGGUGUGGAACGACUUCCGGACGCCCGGCGACGGCACCAUCCUCGAGCUGGACGGGCACAUGUACCUGGGCGGAGUGGGGCCCGCCUACAAUAGCGUGGCCUGGCCGGCGGCCAUUUGGACGGCCACGCUGCGCCAGGGAUUCGUCGGCUGUUUGCGUGACCUGGUGCUGAGUGGCAAGGCGAUCGAUAUAGCGGCCUUUGCACGCGUCCAGGAUUCGGCCUCCGUGAAGCCAUCGUGCCAUGUGCAGGCCAACGUCUGCAACGGGAAUCCCUGCCUGAACGGAGGCACCUGCCUGGAGGGCUGGAACCGGCCCAUCUGCGACUGCUCGGCCACUUUGUACGGAGGACCCACCUGCGGAAGGGAGCUGGCCACGCUGGCCUUCAACGGCAGCCAGCACAUGACCAUCUGGUUGGGCAAUGGACAAGGAACCAAGACGCAGACCGAGGAGCUGGUCAUCCGUUUUAAGACCUCGCGUCCAGCGGGACUCCUGCUGCUGACCAGCGCCGAGUCCAACUCCCCGGAUCGACUGGAGAUCGCUCUGGUGGCGGGAAGGGUGCGGGCCAGUGUGCGGUUGAGUGACCGCGAGAAGAACCUGCUGGCCGGCCAGUCGGUGCUCAACGACAACAACUGGCACACGAUCCGGUUCUCGCGCAGAGCCUCCAAUCUGCGGCUGCAAGUCGACGGGGCUCCCCCCGUCAGGGGUAUGUUAUCCGAAACGAUCCUGGGUCGCCACAGCACCAUGGAGAUCCGAUCGAUCCACCUGGGCGGUCUCUUCCAUGCCGAGGAGGAGAUCCAGAUGACCUCCACCAUGCCGAACUUUGUGGGCCAGAUGCAGGGAUUGGUGUUCAAUGGCCAGCGCUAUUUGGACAUUGCCAAGAGCCUGGGACCCGAACUUUCGGCUCUGCCCAGUGCCACUUUUAAGUUGACGGCCCGCUUCGUGAACUCUCCGGCGGGGCAGCCCUACCAUGCGGCCACCUUCCGCUCCAAGCACUCCUACGUGGGAUUGGCCAUGCUGAAGGCCUACAACAGCAUCUCCAUUGACUUCCGCUUUAAGACCGUGGAGCCGAAUGGCUUGCUGGUCUUCAAUGGCGGACGACGCAACGACUUCGUGGCAGUGGAGCUGGUAAACGGACACAUCCAUUACACCUUCGACUUGGGCGAUGGACCGGUCACGAUGAGGGACAAGUCCCGCAUCCACAUGAACGACAACCGGUGGCAUCAGGUCAGCAUUAGGCGACCGGGACCCAAGACGCACACACUCACCGUGGAUGACUCGUUCGAGAUCGUUAGUCUAACUGGAAAUAACAUGCACUUGGAGCUGGCGGGUAUUCUGUACGUGGGAGGCGUCUUCAAAGACAUGUACUCCAAGCUGCCGGCCUCGAUCUCCUCGAGGUCUGGAUUCGAGGGCUGCCUGGCCUCUCUGGAUCUGGGAGAUGCCUCUCCCUCGCUGACCAGCGAUGCAGUGGUUCCCAGCUCCCUGGUGGUCAGUGGCUGCGAGGGACCCACCAAGUGCAGCCAGAAUGCCUGUGCCAAUCGGGGAAACUGUGUGCAGCAGUGGAAUGCCUAUGCCUGCGAGUGCGACAUGACCUCCUACACAGGACCCACCUGUUAUGAUGAAUCUAUUGCCUAUGAAUUUGGCAACAACAAGGGCAUGGUGCAGUACACCUUUGCCGAAAAUGCCCAAGCUGAUACCGAGGAGGACAACAUAGCCAUGGGCUUCAUAACCACCAGGCCUGAUGCAGUGCUCCUGCGGGUGGAGAGCGCCACCACGCAAGAUUACAUGGAGCUGGAGAUUGUGGAGGGCAACAUCUUCAUGGUGUACAACAUUGGGAGCGUGGACCUGCCGCUGGGCGAGAUCGGGACGAAGGUGAACGACAACGCCUACCAUGUGGUGAGGUUCCAGCGGAAGGGAGGCAAUGCCACGCUCCAGCUGGACGACUACAAUGUGCAGGCACUCACGCCGCAGAGCCACCACUCGACCGUGUUCAAUACCAUGUCCAACGUUCAGGUCGGCGGCAAGUUCAGUCGGAACGGCCGCAAUCGAAUCGAGCGGCCGUUCGCCGGCGUGAUUGCCGGACUGUCGGUGAACAAGUUGCGCAUUUUGGACUUGGCCGUCGAACGCGACCCCCUUAUCACCAUCCGCGGAGAUGUUCAAUUGGUAACUGGAGUAUUAGAUAGAAAUGAUCUGCAGAGAAUGCAGCAGACUUUGAACUCUACUCGACAGACGCCGGCAAGUGGUUAUCCGGGUGCGCUGGACGAUCUGAUCUUCUCGGGAGCCGGAUCCGGAUGUCGCGGCGAUGACGAGGACGAGUGCACGCCGCCAUUUGAGUCCGGGAGCGGGGAUGAUCUGAUCACGCCGGUGUAUGUGCCGCCCACCAAGCAGACAACCACCUCCCAGCAGGGGAAUAACCUGAGUACCGGUGGCAACAACAGUGGCGGAGCCAAUACGAAUGGCACGGAGCGGGCCUGCGACGACGAGGACUGCGUCCAUGGAUCCGGGGACUACGGGGAGACCACGGAGCAGUUCACCUCAACGAGCACGGCCAGGGGUUCAGAAUCCAACAAUGAGAUGGUCACGAUCACCACCACGGGACGCAGUGAUGUGACCACGGAGCAGCAGCAUGGCAGCAGUAGCACCGGCAGCAGCGGCAGCACUCCAUCCUACGCCACCACCCAGUCCUCGAGCAGCAGCAGCGGAGGAGGAGGAGGAGGAUCGGGGAGCAGCACGCCGCAGGGCCAAGUGAGCACCACCAGCAGCGUGGCCAGCACAUCCACGCAACGGGCCACCAGCAGCAGCACCAGCUCGAGUACCAGCACCACGUCCACAACCUCGACCACCACCACCACACAGGCCACUCCGCCGCCGGAGAUCCGGAGCACGGUCACGGAGCGGGACACCACCACGUACGAUGUGUAUGUGGCCGGUGGUGGCUUGGGCGGAUCCGGCCGCAAUGAUCACGAUCGCAUGCAGCUGCCCGAUGAGCACCACCCGCUGCCACCACUCCCGCCACCGAUUCCGCCGCAGGAUCCCCCGCCCUACGGACCCUACGGUGGCAACAACUACAACACCAACAUUAACAACUACCGACCGAAGGGCAAGGGCGGCAGGAUCAACUCGAUUGAGGAGGAACGCACCGCCAUGAUUAUAGGCAUAGUGGCAGGGAUACUCAUCGCAGUGGUGCUGGUUAUCCUGCUGGUCCUGUGGCUCAAGUCAAACGGGGAUCGUGGCUACAAGACGGAGAGUGAGAAGGCGGCCGCCUACGGGUCGCACAAUCCCAAUGCUGCUCUGCUGGGGAACACCAGCACCAAUGGGUCGUACCACCAGCAGAGGCAGCACCACAUGCCGGGAGUGGGAGGAGGUGGUGGAGGGGCAGGACAACAGCAGCACCAUGGCCAGCAACAGAUGCACAAUGGCCACAACGGAAACGGAAAUGGAGGCGGCGGCGGUGGAGGCGGAGGCGGCAUGAUGUCCAGCGGAAGUGGGUCGCUGGGAUACGGCAGCGAUGGACGACCCCAGAUGGCGGGCCUGGUCCAACCGAAGGCCAAGAAGCGCGACUCCAAGGACGUCAAGGAGUGGUAUGUGUAAGGCGACGCGGUCGCAAGGAAUUAUCGUCAAAUUAGCAAUAAAUGCAAAUAGUGCAAAGCGAGCCGAAAGUGAAAGUCCCCCCUAAGAUACACAAACACACACACAUAAGCGUAUAUAAAUAUAUAUUUAUUUAGCAGCCUCAUAAAGUUAAUUAAACAAUUAGAAGCGGAAGCAGUCGGACACUGGGUGUACAAACGGAAGAGCCAGGAUAAUAAUGAGUGGGUAAUAAGCUGUAACCGAUUAACUAUGGCUGAUUACGUUAGCUGCAAGCAGAAAGCAGAAGGACACGCAAAUACUUUAGACAAGUGCAUCUGGCCAGGAGCAUUGGUUCACCCUAAAAGUAACGUUUAGAAUAGCCUAAGAAAUUAUAGCUUCAACUCAAGACUUGCUAAUAGAGAUCUACCACUGGAGAGCAGCCACAUCCAUCAGCGAAUAAGCAUAUGAAUUACACUAAACGAAUACAAACUAUAUAUAUUAUAUAUAUCACAACGUUACGAUAAAUUAUGCCACUAGCCAAUCAAGUAAUUGUGUAAAAUAUUUCGCCACAAAGUAUGCUAUGAAAAGUUCGAAGGAAGAAAACCCAAUUAAACUGCAAAUCUUCUAGCAAAAACCACUAAACAAUUUAGCAGAAAUUCAAUAUAAACGUACUUAAAUAUAUAUAUAUAUUUAUAUGUAAACUUAAAGUAAUGAGGUUCUGAAUGGGUUUUUUUCUUCGCGUGUAAAGUUACAAAAUGUGGUGCUGUAAACGUAGGAGACAAAAACAUUUGUUGACUACAAUAAUAAUAAUAUUAAUACUAAUAUGAGGAAUGCAAGAAUUUAUGCUACAGAUUGUUUGUUGAAUUGAAACCGGCUUUAAUUAGUUAAAAUGUAAAUGAGAUAAUACUGAAGGACAAGUAAAAGAAAUCAAAGAAAACAAAAGAAAAACGGAGGACACAGUAGAUACCCACGAUUUGGUUGACGUAUACGUGAUGCGACUUUUUCGUUUGCGUGCAGCAACUUGAUGCGACCUUUGUGUUAGUCCCUUCCACUCCCGAGCCCAACACAUAUACUUUUUAUAUGUAUUUGAGACUAUAUGUUGUCACCGACCUGCGUGCAAUAUGAACUCAGACAUAUCAAGGAAAAGACAAGACACAAUCACACACCAAACAUGCGGCACUCUAAAAAGAACACUGAAGCGAACCUACCUAGCUUUUCUACUACAACUGCUAUUCAAUGUGAGCGAACAUUACUUUACCGUCGAGAGAACGAGGAAAUCAAGCAACAAUUUUACAGUAUUAUAGCAGCUUUAAGCGUAUUUUUCGAAGCCAACGUGACGUAUACACAAUCUGCAGUCACCAGCACACUCACACCCACAAGCUUACACCCACACAGACACACCAGCACACAUACAGAAGCGAGAUUCGAUUUUCCGCAAGCCGCCAUUAAAUUCUGUAUACAUAUACAAUCGCAUAUAUCAUUUUGAUGCGCUUUAUUCAAAUUUUUGCCUCACUAUCAAUACCAAUUAGUGUAUCAUUUUGGAUUAGAUAUACAAAAUACCUAUAUACACUCGAUAUACUAACUAAUACACGCACACUCACCUCACUCACACUCUCACUAAGUCACUCAUUUCAACACUAGCGAAAUUACUGGACAUACUUCUCUCAAAUUCUUAAAAGAAAAAAGGCGAGGUAUGCUGUAUAUACCUAGGAAAGUACUAUAUAUACACGAACAUAUAUAUAUUUAACAACUAAAAAACAUAUAUACUGCAUUUCAAAAAACUUUUGAUAUAUUUUCGAGUUUUUUAAAACCCUUAACUUGUAUACAAAAAGGAAGCGAAAGGCGAAAUCACGAGACAAACUAGCGAAUCUAGCUGAAAUGAACACCUAGGACAAUUACAAUUACAAGUGCAUAGCGAAACACAGUACAUACAGUACAGUACAUAGGCAGACAAACAUAAUUAUAUACGCAUACAUUCAAACUAUACUAUUUAUAAAUGUACAUCUAUACAACAUAUACAUAUACGAGUAUAAUAAACGAACAAUGAUUAUUAUGUAUUACGUCCCUUCGAUUUGAUAAUGAAUCCGAACGAGAAACCACAAAUUUUAAAAGCUGUUGAUAACCAAAACCAUUCCCACUUAUAAAUGUAACACUCUCUCCCGAUAACUUUCUCUCUAUCUCUUCACAAUGUUAAUGCUGCACAAUGAAAACUCUGCAUUUAAAGUAAACCACAAACGAUUAUUCAUUUCAAGAUUCAAGAGAAAACCAAAUUAAAUAUAACUAAUUAUACAAAUUUGCCUUGCGAAUUAUCAGCGAGCACACGAUAUUAAAUCCAGAAUGGGAAUUAAAUAUAUGUAUCCGCGAUCGAGAUAUCGGAUCGGCACGCUCCCCAAAAGUAAAAAUCUUCUUCAUUGUUUCCCAAGAAAUUACAUUUUAUUAGAGAUCAAAAGCAAAUCAAGGUAAAUGUUAUGUAUGUAUGAUAAAGUGACAGGAUCGUAAAGGACGAGUACAGUUAGUUGUAUGGGUAACAGUAACAUAGUUAAAGCAUGUAACGUAAUAGUUCAAGGGUAGAAAGGUCAAGAGCAGGGUGCGAGUGGGAGUGCGAGUGGGAGCGCAUAUGGCGAGGAACGAUCGCGAGUAUCGGUACUAAAACUUACUUCUACUUAGGCUUAAUAUCAUUGUUAUCUAAUCUAUACAUAUAUAUAAACCGACACACACAACUCCCCCACAUAUAACAGAGAAUAUGUAUAUGAACAUGUAUUGGACGCGCGGCGCUUGAGCUGUGCCUACUUAUAUAUAUAUUUAACAAAUUGUAACGUGUAUGUAUAUGUAGCGGCAGUGAUUGUUAAAGAAAUUGCUUUGUUUUGUGUUAGAUUUUAUAAUUUACGAGAAAAACAAAAAACCAAAAAUUGUAAAACGCAUACAAAUACAGAAUGACUGACAAAACACAGAAUUAUAACAUUGCAUAUAAUAAAUACAAUAAAAAUAUAAUUGAAAAAAA
Drosophila rhopaloa is the source of this 9498-nucleotide messenger RNA. Its product is annotated as neurexin-1. The transcript has 13 exons. The coding region runs from base 945 to 6521 and encodes 1858 amino acids. Lineage: Eukaryota; Metazoa; Arthropoda; Insecta; Diptera; Drosophilidae. The record is from RefSeq and is a predicted model, not a curated record.